Messenger RNA from Megalops cyprinoides (Indo-Pacific tarpon), 759 nucleotides. Its product is annotated as microfibril-associated glycoprotein 4-like. The coding region runs from base 13 to 759 and encodes 248 amino acids. The record is from RefSeq and is a predicted model, not a curated record. NCBI's taxonomy places the organism in Eukaryota, Metazoa, Chordata, Actinopteri, Elopiformes, Megalopidae. Gene Ontology annotation, biological process: elastic fiber assembly. The transcript is spliced from 5 exons.
UUGGAAUCCGGUAUGAUGGUCCCAGUGCUCCUCUUCCUGCUGCUUCCUGUGGCGAUCCUCUCACUUCCUGCAUCAAAGUUCCAGCCAACGGACUGUGAGGAUGUAUAUUCCAAUGGCUCUAAGCAGAGUGGGGUGUACACCAUCUUCCCUGCUGGACAGCCUCCUGUCCAGGCCUACUGUGACAUGGGCUGUGAGGAAGAUGAUGAUGAAGGAGGGUGGACAGUGAUUCAGAGGAGGAUGGAUGGCUCUGUGAACUUCUAUAGACCCUGGGAGCAGUACAAGAACGGCUUUGGGAAUGUAUCUGGAGAGUACUGGCUGGGACUGGAGAACAUCCUUCUUCUCACCUGGGAAAAGAAGUAUGAGCUGAAGGUGGACAUGGAGGACUUUGAGGGGGGGAAGGUCCACGCCCAGUACUCCUCCUUCUCUGUCGAUCCUGAGUCCGAGGGCUACAAGCUGCAUGUCAGCGGCUACAUUGAUGGAGGAGCAGGAGAUUCUAUGGCCUACCACGACGGGAGUAAGUUUUCCACCUUCGACAAGGACCAGGACAGCUCUUCCUCUAACUGUGCUAAAUCAUAUCUGGGGGGAUUCUGGCAUAACAACUGCCAUGUGGCGAACCCUAAUGGCCUGUAUCAGUGGGGAGACUCUACAUCUGCCACUGGUGUGAACUGGAAAACCUGGAGGGGCUAUGAGUACUCCCUGAAAGCCAUCGUCAUGAAGAUCAGACCCCUGUCAACGCUCCCGACUGGCCCAGAGGCUUAG